UACAUGGUUUUAGUUCAUGGUAAAUGGUACCUUUUAUUGUGGAUCACCCCUAGACCAAAGACCUGGUACCUUUUGUUGUGAAGAACAUGUUUUCUAUGUCCAACAAUGACUAUCACUUAAAAAAUCAAGGUGUCCAACUACUUCUGGAGGAAUUUUUAGUAGGGAACUGAUCAUUUUCUGGACGGCGUCCCAAUGGUUUCUACUCUGUCAUUCCAGUUGUGGAGGUGCCUAAUGUCUCAUGGGAGGACAUUGGUGGGUUGGACAAUGUCAAACGGGAACUUCAGGAGGGAUGAUGCAUCUAAUGGACCACGAUAAAGUGAAUGAAGAUCUUGCAAAGCUGAUGGAGACUGAGGUUCUGAAUGUUCAAUUGAGCUAUGAUGGCCUGCGGAUACCGUUACUUGAACUAUGGUUUAUUAUAAGCUCGAGCCGAGAUAUUCAAGACUGCGGGGGCCUCUGAUAAUCCAUGAAUUUUGGAUGGUUAUCAUGGUAUGUUGGCUAACACAGGUAUUGGCAGAAGAUCAGAAAGAUGCCUUUAAGGAUUUCAUCAAAGAAAAGGUCAGGGAAGCAAAGAAAGCACAGCGGGAGGCAAGGCAAGCUCGCAAAAAGGCUGUUGAAGAAAUGGAUGAGGAAACGAAAGCUGCAUAUGAGAAAAUGAGGUUUUACAAGUUCUAUCCAGUGCAGACACUGGAUGUACCGGACAUAUCCCAAGUGAAGCACAACCAUUCCCUGAGCUCAUCUUUGCUGUAUCCACAAGGAUCGCCACGACAAUUUGACAAUUACAUCAACGGCCUCCAUCGUGGUCACAAUAACAAGGGCCACAUGACAUCUCAAGGCCCUCUCAACAGCCACAUCGACCAGUUAAACCACUCGACAUCAACAAACAAGUCCAAGGAGCCAUGUGUCACAACCUCAGACUCAUGGAUACACCUAGCCAUGACACCACUCUCAGAUAAUACAAUUCAACCUUACGUGGACACGCCUUAGCAAUGUGAAGACCCAUCUCAAGAUUCUAAUAAUCCAGUAUUGCCCUAGAAUGACGUGAUGCAGGCAUAUGAUGUUACUACACCAGCAUGUGAAGACCUCGCACCACCAGCAAAAAAAAUUACUCCACAUCAAGGCGCUAAGAUUUAAUCUGGAGCAAGAUUGCACUAACCAUCGACAACAGACCAAGUAAUAUAGCAUUGACUGCCCAUACUAACAACCACGAUGUUCGAAGAUUCAACCAUAGCAUCGGACUUCUUCAUAACCAUGCCAAGUAACUAGACAUCAACAAUGUUAAAAGAUUUCGCAACAACCAUCACCGUCAUAACAAGGACUUCCCCAAUAAUUUUAGCAACCAGGCUACACG
This is a messenger RNA of Magnolia sinica, 1348 nucleotides long. RefSeq lists its product as uncharacterized. The coding region runs from base 406 to 984 and encodes 192 amino acids. The record is from RefSeq and is a predicted model, not a curated record. Gene Ontology annotation, biological process: regulation of cellular response to heat. The transcript is spliced from 8 exons. NCBI's taxonomy places the organism in Eukaryota, Viridiplantae, Streptophyta, Magnoliopsida, Magnoliales, Magnoliaceae.